AAAAUUCCAUAAGAUAGAAAUUCCCACCUCUACAACACAGCCAGUAAAAUCGACACACGAAGCGAAAAGGGAAAAUAGGAAAAUAAUAAAAGUGCCUGAGCCAGCAGCGAUCCGCAGCAGCACUCUGGUCACAAUCUUGAGCUUCUGUACACGCAACCCCCCCGUAAAUUAGAUGUAUUCGCAACUGUAGACACUUUCCUGCCUCCAUCAGCCCCCUUUCUCAUCCCCUUGGAUCGGAAAAAGUACACGAGAGAAAGGCAGGAAGGCAGAAAGAAGCUCCACCGAGAAGCCACAGGACGAGAGAUUCAAGAGUCAGCAAGUAAGGAUCGCCGGAGAGCCCAGCGUGGAGAGAGAAGACCAGCCAGCUAGGAGUUAUCUGCCAGAAGGAUGAGCUGUUGGCCAGCCAUGAACUCGUCAGCGCCCGGCAACAGCAACACCCCAAAGUUCCUCUAUGAUUUGGCCCUGGAUGUGCUCGUCCGGAGCCUGGGCACCACAGUCCCCUCCCUCGACCGGAUCCAUCGUCUGCCGGAGUUGCCGCGCAACAUACUCAUCGAUGUCUAUGAAAUGAUGUCGAAGCGGGACUUCUUGAAGGACACUUUGCUGGAGGAGAUUUGCCGCCUGGAUGUGUUCACUCGCCUGGUCCGCUACUCGCCCGCCCGCAGCAAGCUGCUGCGCAUCGUGGCCUCGCUGAUGGCCAGCAAAAAGCCGCUCGCCAGCCGUCUCAGCGGCGCCUACAUCGCCCGCUACGGCCAGGACUGGGAGCUGAACGGGGAGUUGGAGGGGGAGCGCCAGGCCGAGGGGAUGUUGCAGCUGCCGUCGGCCGCCAGACAGGAUGAUCGGGCCAGGGAGCUGCUCCGUGAAUACAACACACUGCACGCGGGAGAUGACGAGGCGGCCGGCACCAGCACCAGCAGCAGCACCAGCACAUGCCGCAGCCACGACAGUGUCCAGAACAAAGUAGCACUCCAGACCGAACCCAGUGUAAUGGCUCCCACCAACUUGCAGGAGCUGCCGGUGGAGGAGCUGCAGGCCAUUGACAUGGGAUUGCGUCUCGGCUCGUUCCUCUCGGAGGCGGGCUGGAUGCAGGAGAGCAUCGCCGUACUAUCGUGCCUCAACGCAAGACUGAAGCGCCUGCCGCCCCACAAGUACUGGCUCGAGAUGCGCUACGAUUGCUUGCAGCGCCUGCUCUAUGCCGAGUCGGCGCACUGCAACUUCAAGCUGGCGCACCGCACCUACGAGGAACUGAUCGAACUGAACCGCUCCUUGACCGACACAGUGCCCGCCCAGCUGGUGGCCCUGACCUACAGCCAGAUUUCGGCCAUGUACUUUGCCCGCAACGAGUACAACAACAGCCACAUGUGGAGCGGUCUGGCCAUGCGUUCUCUGAAAGCGUCCGCCUCGCCGCGUAUCGCCAUCGAUGUGCUGCGCCAGGCGGCCAAGGCCUGUGUGGUUAAGCGGGACUUUGCCCGGGCCAAUCUACUCAUCUGCCAGGCGGUGCGACGUGCUCGCCAACACUUUGGAGUUAAUCAUCAGAAGUACGGCGACGCCCUGCUGGACUAUGGCUUCUUUUUGCUCAACGUGGACUCGGUGUUCCAGUCGGUGAAUGUCUACAAGGAGGCGCUGGCCGUGCGUCGCGGCAUCUUCGGCAACAUGAACUUCCAUGUGGCCAUCGCCCACGAGGAUCUGUCCUACGCCUACUACGUGCAUGAGUACAGCACGGGUGACUUUAGCUGCGCCCAGGACCAUGUCGACAAGGCGGUGACCAUUAUGAAGAAUUUAGUGCCGAGCAAUCAUCUGAUGCUGGCCUCGGCUAAGCGCGUCAAGGCCCUGCUCCUGGAGGAGAUAGCGCUGGACAAGAUGGCCGACGGAAUGGAUGAGGAGGAUCUGCUGCUGCAGUCCGAGCAGCUGCACAAUUUCGCGCUGCUACUCUCGCUGGAGGUGUUCGGCGAGGUGAACGUACAAACGGCCAAGCAUUACGGCAAUCUGGGGCGGCUGUAUCAGACCAUGAAUCGCUUCGAGGAGGCGGAGCGGAUGCAUCAGAAGGCCAUCAAGAUCAAGACGGAUCUGUUGGGUGCCUUCGACUACGAGGUGGGCCUCUCCAUCGGCCACCUGGCCUCCUUGUACAACUACCAGAUGAAGAAGUACCGCGAUGCAGAGAAGCUCUACCUGCGCAGCAUCGACAUAAGCCUGCGCUUGUUUGGACACUCGUAUUCGGGCCUGGAGUAUGAUUAUCUGGGCCUGUGCCAUGUCUACGAGACUCUGCACGACUUUGAAAAGUAUCUGAAGUAUGCGCACACUCUGGAGAACUGGCAGAUCCUGCGCGGCCAGAAUAUUACUCAAAAUAAGUCAAGCUAUCCAGCCAUCGAGGAGGACUACACCAUCGAGGAGGUGAAGAGCAAGUUCUUCACCAUGAGCCCACCCUCGAACACAACCCCACUGCAGCUGGACUAUAACUGAGCAGGGGCCUUGGUAGCGGCAGUAGCAGCACAGGCACCUGCACCCGCACCCGCACCCGCACUACAACCACAGCCAGAACCAGAACCAGAACCAGAGCCAGAGCCAGAACUAGACCCAGAACCAGACCCAGACCCAGAUCUAGAUCUAGAAGACACUGAACCCAAACCUGAACCUGAGAAUGAACCCCAAUCGGAGUCAAUGGAUUCUGAUUUGGAGUCGGAGAGCACAAACCAGAUGGAGAGCAACAGAAACGGCAUCUGCAGUUUGUCGUAGAUAAGUUCUUGCAUAAGUUAGCCAUGUUGAGUUAGUCAGAGGAGACCGAGAGAAGGGCGAGAAAGUGUAGAAAGGAAGUGUCUGAUGUGGAGGACGCGGAAACGGUGGAGGAGUAGUGAUUGGCAGCUCCAACUACUAGCCACCUACAUGCAUCCUUCACCCUUGCCGCUCUCUAGACAGUAUCUAUAUAUAUAUAUAUACUAUGUGUAUAAGGAUGUAGCUGGUAGUGCGGUUGCGGUCGUGCCUGUUGCGUUUGAUCAAGUGUUUCUGUUUAUUUCUUUUUCUGUUAAUUUGUCAUUUGCAUCGAAUAAGUCCCUCGAUACCAUUGUACCCCCAUGUAUUUAACUCGUGGAGUGGAGUGGAGUGCUCUGUCGUACUAAUCACCACCAAAAAAAAAACAUAACCAACCACCAGCAGAAGAGUAGCGUCAUCGAAUACGUCCAAUAACCCCAGCAGAUCCUGGAGUUGUCCCCACCAUAGCAACAAAAAAAAAAAAGAAAAAACAAUCGAAUGAAAAUCUUACAAAAAAAGAAACAAAUUUCCUCCCAGUAAGCUCAUCUAGGCUAGGAUGCUGGUUACACAUAUAUAUAUAUAUUUUUUUUAGUGUAACCGCAUAGUGUAGAAAGUAUUCUUUUCGAGCUUUGGUUGAGUAGAGAUUCUUGAAAACUAAUUCCUAUUAAUUCGAACGUAUUUGGCCAAUGUACAAAACAAAAAAAAAACAAAAAAAUUGCUAUUUUUUUCCCUCGAAUUCGCCCAAAAUUUUUCACAAUUAUUCUACUUUUUUUUUUUUUAAAUAAAAAAGGAGAGUAUGUCUCCUAUCUUAGAGAGUGUUUUAGAAGAACUUAAGAAGUAAAUAAACGAAGGCUACGCAACAGAUACAAGAGAAGAA
Messenger RNA from Drosophila ananassae, 3619 nucleotides. RefSeq names its product amyloid protein-binding protein 2 (gene Pat1). The record is from RefSeq and is a predicted model, not a curated record. Gene Ontology annotation, molecular function: protein binding. The transcript has 8 exons. NCBI's taxonomy places the organism in Eukaryota, Metazoa, Arthropoda, Insecta, Diptera, Drosophilidae. Gene Ontology annotation, biological process: intracellular protein transport. The coding region runs from base 388 to 2457 and encodes 689 amino acids.